Molecule: messenger RNA, 3040 nt
Organism: Magallana angulata
Lineage: Eukaryota; Metazoa; Mollusca; Bivalvia; Ostreida; Ostreidae
Product: multidrug and toxin extrusion protein 2-like
Exons: 18
Coding region: 16-1632 (538 amino acids)
Biological process (GO): xenobiotic detoxification by transmembrane export across the plasma membrane
Cellular component (GO): membrane
Molecular function (GO): xenobiotic transmembrane transporter activity; antiporter activity
Source: RefSeq, a predicted model, not a curated record
UCUUUAUUUAGGAAAAUGUUGCACCUGUGUAGUGAUGUUGAUGUUGGGAUGUAUAGAGAGGAACUGACUGAAUUACUCAAAUUGGCAUGGCCAAUGAGUUUGCAAUAUUUAAUGAACAUACUUCCAAGACUUGUCAGUCAGGGUUUCUGUGGGCACAUGGGAAAAGAAGAAGGAGAUGGCGUUGCACUAUCCAUUAAUAUCGUGUCUGCUCUUGGCUAUGCUGUGCUUUUAGGACUGUCUUCGGGGGCUGAUACUUUAUUCUCACAGAUUCAAGGGAGUGGAAACAAGGAGGAAUUGGGUGUUGUCCUACAAAAAGGUACAUUGAUCAUGCUUCUAUGCUGUUUUCCAUGUUGUGCAAUACUUUUGAAUACUGAUUUAAUUUGUCGAUUAGUUGGACAAGAUGAAGAAGUUUCAAGGGUUGCAGGAGAAUAUGUGACUAUGAUGAUGUCGGGUUUACCAGGACAUGGUCUGACACUACUCCUGUCCAAAUUUAUCCAAGUACAGUCAGUGUUCCUUCCAAGUCUUAUUAUAGGAAUAAUUAUAAAUAUAGAAAACGUAGCUCUGCAUGCACUAUUUAUCUACGCUUUGGAGCUCGGAAUCAGAGGAGCCGCUAUUGCUGUUGUCUUAAGCCAGUGGACUUCGGCCAUUCUACAUGUUUUGUUUAUUGCUUGCACGGACUACAAGAAAGACACUUGGAAAGGCUGGAACAAAUUGUGUUUAAACGGAUGGAGUACUUUUCUCAACCUAGCCGUUCCAGGAAUAUUCAUGAUGUGUCUGGAAUUUUGGACCGGCGAAGUGACCACUUUCUUCACUGGACUAACAAGUAAAACGGAAUUGGCUGCAUUUGUUAGCUUGUUAAAUGUUGGAUUGAUAAUUACAGGUGUCGUCUUUGGCAUAUCUGUAGCAGUGAGCAUGCGCGUGGGUAUUCAUUUGGGAGCUGGAAAUGCAGAUCGAGCUAAUUUAUCCACUAGGGUUGCAUUCUGUUUUGGAUCUUGUCUUGCUGCCGUUAUUGCUGUUCUUAUAAUUUCUCUUAAAGAUGUCAUACCUCAUUUUUUCUCAAAUAAUGAGACGGUUGUAUUCAUGGCGACCUCCUUCACACCUCUGUUGGCAAUAUUCAAAUUUUUCGAAAUUUAUCAGAUAAUGUGCACAGGAAUACUGCGUGGAAUUGGUUUCCAGACUUUUGGGGCUGUCGUGAAUUUUAUAGGCAAUUUUCUCAUAGGGUUGCCAGUUGCCUUAUCCUUGAUGUUAGCAUCUCCUUUACGUGUAGCAGGUGCUUGGUGGGGUUUAAUCGCUGGUGCUGUAGUACUCUGUGUUGCUUUUACUAUCCGAGUCAUCUCUGUUGAUUGGAAACAAGAGUCUAUAAAGGCUAGAAAAAGAGCUGGUAUGAAAAUAGAAGACAUGACAUGCAUAGUCAAUGACGAAGCAGAAAAUAUGCAAUUGGGUACCCAAACUCGGGAGAUUAAAGAUUACAAAUCAUUUGAUAUCUCUGCCGACAGCGGAAACGUCUCUUCAAACUCAGCAAUUAGCUCAGCAACACACAACCUAGGGGUCUAUAGUAAAGUGGUCACACUAGUUAUUGUUAGCUUGAUAUUUGCAGGUGGUUUAUCUCUUCGAUUGUAUGUAAAUGUUUGAAGUGUAAUAAAUUAAUAAAGUAUGGAAACAAUUUCUUGAUAGUACGAGUUUAUUUAUUUAUUUUUAAUUAAAGUUAUUAGAGCUGAUGUUGAUGGUCUUAUUGUAAAUCCCUAGGGGUAUGAAUCACUCUAUCAUGGUGAUAACACGUGAUUCAUCAACUGCACCACUAACACUUUUUUUAAUAGAGGCUGAUUUGAGGAUAUUUUGCGUAAAAACUACAAUGGGAAAAAACUUUAUUUUCUUUGAAGAAAAUUUACAAUCUAGUCAUUUUUAGAGGCCAUUUUAAAAUGAAGGUACGUUUCCUAUAGGAAUAUAAAAGAAAUUGUCAUUUUCCCAAUCUAAUUUAAAACAGAACUUUCAUCCGCUCUCCGGUUGUCUAUAUGUCGCGACAUUUGGAAAACCGGUGAGCGGAUGGAAGUUUUAAUUUUAUUAGAUUGUCAUUUUCCGCACUUCAAAGCAGAUUAAAACAAUACGACAUUUGCCAUUUUCCUCGAAUUGAGAUUUGUAAUAUCAAUUUGUUUGAUGCAAAAGAUACUAAAUUUUACCAUCUAGUUUAAAAUAGGGUGAUAUAAAAAUAGGAGACAAAUGUAAAAAAAAAAAAAAAAAAAAAAAGAUGUGUUUUAAAUCAAUACACUAUAGGUUACUGUUUAUCUUUCUUACCUUUAAAUGAGAAUUCAAAAUGAAUGGAAUGAAUGCAUUCGCGUUUAGCUCACCUGAACCGACCUUUUCUAAUCACCUGUCUAAUUAUCUGUCUUUAAAGGUAAAUAGAUAAACAAUUUUUAGGGUCUUUUUGAGAACUGCAAUGCUGAGUGUGAUAUGACUAUAUAAUCAUCCAGUUAGAAAAGGAACUUGAUUAUAAAUAUAAGAAAAUCCAUUUUUUAUUGACAGGAUCUACAUGUAUUACACCACAUUGUCCAGAUAUUUGUUAUGACUCCAUGAAGCUGAUUGUAUCAUGCCUAUUGUUGCUCAGGUGAGCGAUGCGGCUCAUGGGCCUUUUGUUGUAGUUAUUAAUGUCUCUUCGUGCUACAUUUACUUAACGGCACUCAUUUGAUUUGCAUAUUUAGAAAACGUCGAUUUGACUCAAUAUUAUGUAAACAUUUGAUAUCUGAUACUGUAUAGUUGUUUAAAAUAUUCAGUAUUAAUACUUCUAUAGUCAGACCAAUGCAUCUAUAUCUGCAAGACAGUUUGCCUGCAAUAUAAAGUACACUGUUAUGUUUACAAGAAAUCAUUUUAAAAUAAAAUGUUGGAAAAUCCGAAAUCAGUCAGAAAAUGUAAAUAUUUAAGUUGGAUUUUUCAACAGAUUGAAGUUAAAAUUCAAAGACUAAAAUUGGAAAUUCUAAUUUUAAAGUUGGCUUUUAAGGAUUAAAACUAUGUCAACAAUAGUGAUAGUGGUGAGGAUGUCCUUCUG